Messenger RNA from Racocetra fulgida, 238 nucleotides. Lineage: Eukaryota; Fungi; Glomeromycota; Glomeromycetes; Diversisporales; Gigasporaceae. The record is from the annotation of a GenBank genome assembly.
AUGACUUUUGCAGACGAAUCCUCUGAAGUUAGUGCAGAAAUAGACCAAGAAACAGUCAAUACUUGUUAUGACUUGUGUGAAUCGAUUCCAGGCCUUUACCGUUUAUUAGACUUAUGUAAAGACAAAGGCUUUAAAUCGAUUUCUAAAAUUCAAUUUGAACAGUUGAAUUCCUGUCAUGUUCGUCUUAUUGGAUGUUAUGGUAGAAAUGAUCUGAUUGCAAAACUACUAUUGACUAAAG